Alexandromys fortis (reed vole) is the source of this 3353-nucleotide messenger RNA. RefSeq names its product proline rich transmembrane protein 2 (gene Prrt2). Bases 894 to 2180 code for a protein of 428 amino acids. The transcript has 2 exons. Lineage: Eukaryota; Metazoa; Chordata; Mammalia; Rodentia; Cricetidae. Gene Ontology annotation, cellular component: membrane. The record is from RefSeq and is a predicted model, not a curated record.
GUCCCCGGGCUGGUUACCCAGGUAACACGGAGCUGGCACGAGGCUCCCUUGUGCUGUCCGGGAGGGGCAGGAGGCGUGCUAGGGGCGGGGGCGGCGCGGCAGCAGUGCAGCUUAGGGGAGGGGACCAGAGAAGAAGGGCCGAGCAAACCCGGAGGAGAGAGGAGGGGAGAUCCGCCACCUCCCUUCAUUGCUCACAGACUUGUUCCCUCCCGGUCUGCGGCUGCUGCAGCAGCAGUGGCGGCGGGACGCAGGAGCAGUCCCGAGGCUGGCAGCGGAUGAGACUGGGACGAACUGAGGCCGCUGGUAGGAGUGGACGACAGACAGCUGGGUGGCAUGGGAAUGCAGGUGCCAGGCGAACUAGAGGGUGGUGCUGGGUGCGCCAUGCCAUCGGGAGAAGAUCCCCUCCCCCUCGGCCUCUCUGAAGGCAGCAAGGGAACCCCUAAAAGGAGGGCUGAGAAGGGACGGACAAGAUGCUAGGUCUCUCUAGAAAGGGGCGGGGAGGAGGGGGGGCUAUUUGAGCCCAAAUGCGCAGCAGGAAAACCCCGCACUGCUCAGGUGGCGCCCAGAAAAGAGGGAAGGGCACAAAAGGAACAGAAUGUGUGGGGUUCGCUGUCUGUCUGCCUGUUGGAGUGUCGGUUAUAUGCACAGAUUUUGAUGAGCUGGGGUACCUUCGGGGUGGGAUUGGAGAGUCUGGGUCUUGUUGACUGUGUUGGAUGGAUUCAGGAACAGACCUAGGGCGGUUCUGUUUAAAAGGGGAUUGUCUUCCCGGGACUCUCCAAGCAGACUUUUGGUAGAACACUUCUCCACCAAGGGUGUCCCACCUCAAAGCAAAGGGAACUCCAACUUUUCCUCCUCUCCCUAGGGACAGUACAGGCUAGCCUUGGCCCUUGGUGAUGAGAGCCCUCUUCUUCCUCACCAAACCUGUCUCCUCCUCUUCCAGGAUUUGCCACUGUCACUGCUGUUUCCUCUUCCCCACGGGCCCUCUCCUAUCUCCCUUCUCUAAGAUGGCAGCCAGCAGCUCUGAGGUCCCUGAAAUGAAGGGGGUAGAAGAUAGUUCCAAGACCCAGAGAGAAGGACCUGACCAUUCUGAAACUGGACUAGGUCCUGCCCAGGUUGUAGCAGAGAUUCCAGACCAGCCAGAGGCCCUUCAGCCAGGCCCAGGUAUCACUGCAGCCCCUGUGGACUCAGGGCCUAAGGCUGAGCUGGCCCCAGAAACCACAGAGACCCCAGUUGAGGCCCCCGAAACAGCCCAGGCCACAGACCUCAGCUUAAACCCAGGAGAAGAAUCCAAGCCCAGCCCCAGCCCCAGCCCCAGCCCCAGCGAGGCAUGCCAAGAGCCAGCACCCAAACCAGAUGCAAGGAAAGAAGCCGCAGCAGAGCAGGAGUCUGAGCCACAGUCUGCAGCCCCUCCUGAGUCAGUCUCAGAGCCUGCUUUCCAGUCAGACCCUCAGCCAGCUCCCCAGCCUUCUCCUAAACUACCCCUUCAGCCAGAGGCCCCCACCCAAGAGGACUCUACCCCUGAGAUCCUGACAGAAAGUAUAGGGGAAAAGCAAGAAAAUGGAGCAGUGGUUCCCCUUCAGGCUGGUGAUGGGGAAGAGGGUCCAGCCCCCGAGCCUCACUCGCCACCCUCAACUAAAACACCACCAGCCAAUGGGGCUCCCCCUCGUGUGCUGCAGAAGCUGGUCGAGGAGGACAGAAUAGGAAGGGCUCAUAGUGGGCACCCAGGAUCUCCACGAGGUAGCCUGAGCCGCCAUCCCAGCUCCCAGCUGGCAGGGCCUGGGGUGGAAGGGGGUGAUGGCACCCAGAAACCCCGGGACUACAUCAUCCUUGCCAUCCUGUCCUGCUUCUGCCCCAUGUGGCCUGUCAACAUUGUGGCCUUCGCUUAUGCCGUCAUGUCCCGGAACAGCCUGCAACAGGGGGACGUGGAUGGGGCUCAACGUCUGGGCCGAGUAGCCAAGCUCUUAAGCAUCGUGGCGCUGGUGGGGGGGGUCCUCAUCAUCAUCGCCUCCUGCGUCAUCAACUUGGGCGGUGAGUGGGGGUCGGGGACAGGAAAGGGAGGAGUGGAAGGGCUGACAAGGGCAGCUUUACUAACCCCUGGCCCUGCUCUCUCUAUUCCUUUGUCUCUUCCUGUCUCUUUCCCUGUCUGUCUUUCCCUCUCCUCUCCCACAGUGUAUAAGUGAGGGGCUCUGCCCUGCCUUCCAAGACUUUUCUUCCUGUUGGGAGCUGUCUUGGGUCCAUCCCUACUCUGGGGGAUGCCCAGUCCAUGGCCCUGGCCCCCAUCCCUAGGGACCAAGGGAGCCUGAGCAGCCUUGUUUACAGCUUAUGUCCUGCUCCUGCAUCCUGCCAGGCUCCACUGCCAGCCAUUGGCUCCCUUUCUCCCUGCACUUUUGCCUGCGGAUCUCCCCUCCUGCCUCUUGGCCUCCCUAACCCUGCACUCUGAAAAACCUCUCUGCACUUCUGGAAGCCUCCUGAACAUCCAAAUUGUACUCUGCACCUCUGCAUCCCCCCCUCCCCUCAACACUUGUUCCUGCCUCUGGAACCCUCUGCACCGUAAUUAACCUUGACCUCCUAACUUUCAUUGUCUUGGUAUCUAACCCAUUCUUCCCUUCCCUUCCUUAACACCUUUUCCCCUUGCCACAUCCCCUGACCCCUUCUGCCUUCUCAUCUUUCCAUCUUCAACCCUCCUGCCACCAUUUAGUCUGCAAAAACUGCAGUACUUAGGUCAGGCUGAGGGAGGAAGGAUGGUGUGGGAAGUGGACUGCCUAACUAGGGGCUCUGACUGUUCUCUGCUGGGGACCACCCGGGCCCAGACCAUACAUACCCAGAUCCCAAUCCCCAAGGUGCCUAUUGGGUCGCAAAGUUGGCCAGCCAGGCCUCUCCUGGGGGACUUGCACCAGAGUGGAAGUCCUUAUUCUGAACAUCCAGGGGAGAAAGGAGUGCCGCAGCGGCUAAAGGGUCAGCCUGAGUUGACCUGCCCAUUUGGGCUUAAUUAUAACCUCAGAGUUUCUUGUUUGAAGGUCUGAGGGGUUUGGGCCAUUCACUUGCUUUGUAAACAGGCAUAUUUAAAAAGAAAAAGAAAAGGACCAAAGUUCCCAGCUACAGGGAGCGAGGGAGGGGUGGAGGAGCUCUGUGAUUAUUCUAAGAGAAUGAGGGAGGUUUGUUGCACGUGACAGCCCUCUGAGGAGGCAGGGAGCCAGCUGCGAUGCAUUUCGGAGUUGGUGGGUUUUUUUUUGUUUCUUUAAAAAAAAAAGUUGGGGGAAACUAAAAUUCCUUUUAAAAACAAUUAAACUGAGUCUCCCUUUUUGUAUGCUGAAUGCUGCAUGAGUUUUAAAACCAAUAAACAGAGAAUGCAU